AUUGCAUUAAAACAUUUUACACAGGCAUGUAUCGAACUGCACGCCGAAGUCAUCAGUCAGUGACCGCAGGGUCCUUUCAGUCACUGUACGCCUGUCACGCCGUAGUUUCCAGUCUUCUAUUAUGUCAAACCAUUUGAAUGUUAAAGUGUCAGAAACUUAAGUUAUAGUAUAUACUAUAGUGUAUUAAAAUUGCAAGUAUGUUUAAACUCUUGUUUCUGUGUUCAAAUAAGGAUGCUAUACUCCAAACAUGAGUUCCAAGCAGAGACGAAUAAACUGCUGGAUAUUGUGUCCAGAUCACUGUAUUCUGAGAAAGAGAUGUUCAUCCGAGAGCUCAUCUCAAACAGCAGCGAUGCGCUGGAGAAACUGCGGCACAAGAUGAUCACAGCAGGAGGAGAUACAGCAGCAGUGGAGAUCCACCUGCAGACAGAUGCUGCCAAAGACACCUUCACCAUCCAGGUACCUUCAACACACAACUCCUGCAUCACGGCUCUGUGAGGGGCUCAAGAACAGAAUCAUGCAUCAGAAUCAGAUUAAACAGCUGUCAAUGAUACUUUUUUCAGACUACUCAUGUUCCAUUACCGUCACUUUAA
Messenger RNA from Cyprinus carpio (common carp), 590 nucleotides. RefSeq names its product heat shock protein 75 kDa, mitochondrial-like. The record is from RefSeq and is a predicted model, not a curated record. Lineage: Eukaryota; Metazoa; Chordata; Actinopteri; Cypriniformes; Cyprinidae. The transcript is spliced from 2 exons. Bases 232 to 495 code for a protein of 87 amino acids.